This is a messenger RNA of Pyricularia oryzae 70-15, 303 nucleotides long. RefSeq lists its product as uncharacterized. Bases 1 to 303 code for a protein of 100 amino acids. The record is from RefSeq and is a predicted model, not a curated record. The transcript has 3 exons. NCBI's taxonomy places the organism in Eukaryota, Fungi, Ascomycota, Sordariomycetes, Magnaporthales, Pyriculariaceae.
AUGCCAAAAUACUACUCGCAAGGAACAGACUGCGGCUCCGGAGUGGAGUUGAAACCCGCUCACCUGGAUACCUCACCUUGGGUGCCGGAAUCCGUACUUGGCAAGCACCUCAGGAAGAACCUCCACUUAUUUCUGCUCGACAUUCCAGCUAAAGAGUCAUGUUUCAAGGCCGCCAUCAUGAGUGCCGAAUCAGAAAGAACUGCUCCUGUUGCCUCAUGCUUAUUCCCAAACCCACUUAGCGGUGUCUGGGGGCUUUCGGUGCCAUGGCGAUACACAGAGCAUGUUCCUAGUACUCCACCAUAG